AUGAAGAUGAAAGGCCAUCUUCUAGAAACCAGAAUGACCUCUGUGAAUGUGGCAGUGGGACUCAUCUUUGCAUUGCAGAUUUUACUGGGUUUGCUGGGGAACUGCUCUCUGCUUUUCCAUUGCAUCUCCCUACACUUCUCUGAGCUCAGGGUGAGACCCACAGAUGUGAUUCUCAGACACCUGACCGUCGCCAACUCCAUGGUCAUUCUCUCCAAAGGAGUCACACAGACCAUGGCAGCUUUGGGGAUGAGAGAAUUUCUCAAUGAUUUGGGGUGCAAACUUGUCUUCUAUCUUCAAAGAGUGGGCAGGGAGGUUUCCAUGGGCACCACCUGCCUCCUGGGUGUAUGUCAGAUGGUCACCAUCAGCCCCUGGACCUCCAGGUGGGCCCAGCACAAAGACAGGGCUGCCCAGAACAUUGAGAGCUACACGGUCCUGAUCUGGAUACUCAGCAUGUCCCUUUAUCUUAUAGUUGCUAUACAUAUAAGUGGUAAUUCAGAGAAUAAAAAUAUCACAAAGAAAAUUAUUGGAUAUUGUUCUGUAAUAGUUCAACAUGAAAUUGCAGCCUCACUGAGUACAUUACUGCUCUCUAUUCCUGACAUGCUGUCUCUUGGCCUCAUGCUCUGGGCCAGUGGCUCCAUGGUCUCCAUGCUCCACAGGCACAAGCAGCAGGUCCAGCACCUUCACAGAGCUCGUGUCACCCCCAGAGCUGCCCCUGAGACCAGGGCCACCCAGAGAAUCCUGGUGCUGAUCUGCACCUUUGUCACCUGCUACACCCUCUCCUGCACCUGUCACCUCUGCAUUGCUCUGUCAAAGAAUCCCAGCUGGUGGAUGGUGAACCUCUCUGCUCUACUGACUGUAUCUUUCCCCACUGUCAGCCCCUUCCUCCUCAGGAGCCACUGCUCCAGGAUGUGA
Molecule: messenger RNA, 912 nt
Organism: Erinaceus europaeus (western European hedgehog)
Lineage: Eukaryota; Metazoa; Chordata; Mammalia; Eulipotyphla; Erinaceidae
Product: vomeronasal type-1 receptor 4-like
Exons: 1
Coding region: 1-912 (303 amino acids)
Biological process (GO): G protein-coupled receptor signaling pathway
Cellular component (GO): membrane
Molecular function (GO): pheromone receptor activity
Source: RefSeq, a predicted model, not a curated record